AUGUCCGAAAUUACUCCUAGUGCGAUGCGACAGGAGUGUCUGGACAAUGAAUCUAUCGAGGCUGAUGAUAUCCGUGUAAGGGAUCCAUUGGUCCCGUCAGUUGGGGUUUUUGACAGCGACAGUUUUAGCGAGUUUAUUAUUAUCAAUGUCCCGUCAGUUUGGGGGGGUUACAGUAAGGCUGUCAGCCUGUCAGACAGAUUCUGUUCGGGUAUCGGUAUUGCAUUCAGGGUUCAGUUCAGGCACAGCCAAGAUACACACCGUUCAGGGAUGUAUAUUUGGGUCAAAACUACCCAACAUGAACAUGAAUCAACCCAACAGUGA
Messenger RNA from Fusarium graminearum PH-1, 321 nucleotides. RefSeq lists its product as uncharacterized. Bases 1 to 321 code for a protein of 106 amino acids. The record is from RefSeq and is a predicted model, not a curated record. The transcript has 4 exons. Lineage: Eukaryota; Fungi; Ascomycota; Sordariomycetes; Hypocreales; Nectriaceae.